This is a messenger RNA of Rhincodon typus (whale shark), 4325 nucleotides long. It is a transcript of the gene bicd1a, whose product is annotated as bicaudal D homolog 1a. Gene Ontology annotation, cellular component: Golgi apparatus; cytosol. The transcript is spliced from 9 exons. Gene Ontology annotation, biological process: regulation of microtubule cytoskeleton organization; protein localization to organelle; microtubule anchoring at microtubule organizing center. Lineage: Eukaryota; Metazoa; Chordata; Chondrichthyes; Orectolobiformes; Rhincodontidae. Gene Ontology annotation, molecular function: dynein complex binding; dynein intermediate chain binding; cytoskeletal adaptor activity. Bases 1 to 2673 code for a protein of 890 amino acids. The record is from RefSeq and is a predicted model, not a curated record.
AUGGCUGCUGAAGGCGAGUUGCUGCAGAUGCAGAGCAUGGAGCAUUACAAAGCUGAGAUCGAGAGGCUGGCCAAGGAGCUAACGGAGACGACCCACGAGAAAAUCCAAGCUGCAGAAUAUGGGCUGGUGGUUCUGGAGGAGAAACAGUCGCUGAAGCAGCAGUACGACGAGCUGGAAAGCGCCUACGAGACAGUCAAACAUGAGCUGGAACAGCUGAAAGAGGCGUUUGGACAGGCAUAUUCAAAUCAUCGUAAAGUUGCAGAAGAUGGGGAGACCCGUGAAGAGACCCUCCUGCAGGAAUCUGCCUCAAAGGAGGCCUAUUACCUCAGUAAGAUUCUGGAGCUGCAGACAGAGCUGAAACAAGUCAGGACGGUUGUGGUGAAUGUCCAGUCUGAAAAUGAACGACUCAGUGCUGUUUCUUUGGACCUCAAAGAGAAUAAUGAAAUGUUGGAGCUGCAAAGAAUACGGAUGAAAGAUGAGAUCCGAGAGUACAAGUUUCGUGAAACGAGGCUUCUGCAGGAUUACACUGAACUGGAAGAGGAGAACAUUACUCUGCAAAAACUUGUCUCAACCCUCAAGCAAAAUCAGGUAGAAUAUGAAGGCCUCAAACAUGAAAUUAAACGCCUGGAAGAGGAGACAGUGUUGCUCAACAGCCAGUUAGAAGAUGCUAUCCGGUUAAAGGAGAUUGCUGAACAUCAGCUGGAGGAAGCUUUGGAAACCUUAAAGAAUGAGCGUGAACAGAAGAACAAUUUGCGCAAAGAGCUCUCACAGUACAUCAACAUGAGUGACAGCAUGUACAACAAUCACAUAAACAUCGCAGUUGAUGGGCUAAAGUUCUCAGAGGAUGGCAGUGAGCCGAAUAAUGAUGAAAAAGUGAAUGGACAUAUUCAUGGAUCUUUGGUAAAACUUAAUGGUGAUUACCGAACACCAAGUACCAGAAAAACUGACAGCCCAGCUCUAGUCUCAGAUCUAUUCAGUGAGCUCAACAUUUCGGAAAUGCAAAAACUUAAGCAACAGCUUAUACAGGUAGAGCGGGAAAAGGCCAUCCUCUUGGUCAGUCUUCAGGAAUCGCAGACACAACUGGAACAUACUAAGGGAGCACUAACUGAGCAACAUGAACGGGUUCACAGUUUGACAGAACACGUCAAUGCAAUGAGGAGGCUUCAGGUCAACAAGGAGUUAAAGACCAACCUGGAAAAUGAGAAAGGACGGGAAUCUGGAGAAGAAACACAUGAUUAUGAGGUGGACAUAAAUGGACUGGAGAUUCUUGAAUGUAAAUAUAAAGUAGCAAUUACGGAGGUCAUCGAUCUCAAAGCUGAACUCAAAAGCUUGAAAGAAAAAUACAAUAAAUGUGUGGAGACCUACACAGAGGAAAAAACAAAAUAUGAAAACCGCGUGCAAGAGCUGGAUCAGCAAGUGAGCUGUCUGGAGAAAAUAAACAAAGAAUAUAAUGAAAAAGUAACACAUUUUGAAACAGAGAUCAAAACACUGACAGACAUGGCAAAUGACGGGCAUAACACACUCAACACAGCCCAGGAUGAACUAGUAACUUUUAGUGAGGAACUUGCACAGCUCUAUCACCAUGUUUGCUUGUGUAAUAAUGAAACCCCAAACAGGGUCAUGCUGGACUAUUACAGACAAAGCAGGGUCACCCGCAGUGGAAGUCUGAAAGGACCGGAUGACCCAAGGGGUAUAUUGUCGCCGCGACUUGCCCGAAGGGGCAUGGCCUCACCGGUUGACUCGAGAAAUUCACCAGACCAUUCCCCAAAAGACAAAAUGGAGGUUGGUAAAGAAAACGCACAACAGAACCCUACGAAAGUGGCCAGCACCACGGUCUCACCUGUAAUAACAGCUCCACCUUCUUCUCCCGUCUCUGACACGAGUGACAUCAGAAAGGAGCCGAUGAACAUCUACAACCUGAACGCUAUCAUAAGGGAUCAGAUAAAACAUCUGCAGAAGGCAGUCGACCGAUCUCUCCAACUGUCACGGCAGAGGGCAGCUGCACGGGAGUUGGCACCAAUGAUUGAUAAGGAUAAAGAGGUUCUGAUGGAAGAGAUCCUGAAACUGAAAUCACUGCUCAGUACAAAACGUGAGCAGAUAGCAACUUUACGCACAGUUCUGAAGGCCAAUAAGCAGACAGCAGAAAUUGCCCUGGCAAACCUGAAGAGUAAGUAUGAAAAUGAGAAAACGAUGGUGACCGAGACAAUGAUGAAAUUGCGAAACGAACUCAAGGCCCUGAAGGAGGAUGCAGCGACCUUCUCGUCCUUACGUGCCAUGUUUGCCACCAGGUGUGAUGAAUACGUGACACAGCUGGAUGACAUGCAGCGGCAGCUGGCAGCGGCCGAGGAUGAGAAGAAGACGCUGAACUCCCUGCUGCGUAUGGCGAUUCAGCAGAAGCUAGCCCUUACGCAGCGGCUCGAGGACCUGGAGUUCGACCACGAGCAGUCUCGGCGGAGCAAAAGCAAGCCGGGGAAAAGUAAAGCUGGCAGUCCUAAAUUUUUUAUAGAUUGUCAGCAGUCUGCUGCCUCCAUAUCGCCACACUACUCACAACUAGAGAGAGGAUGUGACUCAGAGACUGAAAGUCCUAAUAUAGCUCUCCAGGAAGAGCACUCACAUUCCAGAUCAAAAUGUGUUCCUCUCAGAUGUCUUUCUAAGCCUCCUCCCCAUUCCUAGUCAUGCCACAGGAUGUCAUCCUCUGGAGAAUGAAUCAGGAUGCCUCUGGUACUAAUGCAUUACUGGGAAAGUCCUGAGUUUUCUACUCUGUUGCUUCAUUGCUGAGCCCGAUUCCUCUGGAUAGUGGGAGCAAUGGAGAUAAUAUUGAGAAACAAGACACAUGAAGCACAGAGAAUCACCUGUUUGAAAGACUUCUUUUGCUGCUUAUUUUCCCCUUCUACAGUCUAUUACUUUGGAGUCUGAAAACUAACCAACUUCUGUGAAACAGGAUAGCUUGCAGUUGCUUGGUUUUGCCUCUGAAACAUAAGUGGGAGAGUGAGAAAAGGGGACAGAAAAAUGGACUAAUGGAAUUAAUCUACAUCUGAUCAACAUCAGUCACUGACCAUCCGUGAUCAGCCACAGUAAUUGAUUUCAAUGUGUGUUUCAGCAAGUUUGGUAGCAUGAGGUGAUGCAUUUAUUUUGAAAGUUUAAGUCCAAACCAAUGCUUCAAUAUAUGGUGCACUUAUAUGUUUGAUUUUUUUAAAAUUUAUUGGAUGAUCUUUCUGAGGACAAUAAUUUAUUAUUUGAAAAUGUUAUGAUUGUUUAAAAAAAAUGGAUCUUGGCACAAUUAGCAUUUUUAGGCCACAGUGCUACUAUGGCCGGAAUGUGCCACUGUAAUCGCGCAGUGGUGAUGUUGACAAUUGUGAACUGAGUGUUAGUCACUCUUAACUAUUUCCGGUCCUGCUAGAGGUGUGUCUCUGCAUUUUUAUUUGUUAAUGUGUUCCUGCAUUUAACUUGGUAAUGGAUGCCAUUUUGAUUUGUACCUUUUUCAUAAAAUAGAGUAAUAGAGUAUUUAAUGUUGGGGGCUGGUGCUAAAUGGAACUGAAAAUUGCUUGAUAUGCCACAUUUUUUAAGACCAUUACUAUCAUUGUUAUUAUCGUAAGACCUUUAAGCUUCUGGGUCACAGUAUCAUUAAAUUGGUGCUUUUGUUGUGCAAAAAUCAAGACAGUAUAAUUUCCAUAAUAUUUACAGAAUACUGGUCUACAAGGACGACAAUGAUUAAAUCGGCUACAAGCAGUUUUCUGAAUCAAAUGCAAGGGCUUGGAACAUCUACCUUUUGAGUAUGAAGUCUUGAUUGUAUUAUAAAUUUUACAUCUUGGUGAAUCCAUCCAAGAGUCCCUUUAGUAUAUGGAGUCACUGCUUCAGAAAAAUUAAAGCCAAUCCUUGAAGUAAAUGGAAGCUAGCCAUGGAAAGAAAGUGUGGUGAGUCUCUUCCCAUGCUAUUCAAGCAGACUAUAGUGGAUCAACAUUAAUAAGAGACUGCAGGGGUGUCAGUAUGAAUCAGAGAACAGAUGUUAGGGGCAUUUAUGGUAAUGUAUGUACAGAGAAAUAAUGAUGGGAACACAUGGAUUUAUGUUCACCUUUGCCCAUUAUUCUUGUUAUAUCAAUUCUCUUUCCAUUUAGUGGAAGAAACCAAAUGUUUCCAUUGUCAGAGGUUUUGACUUUCUUGUUAUUACAAAGAUGACAACAAAAUCUGUCAAUCACUUUGCUGCCAGCUUUGUGUCUGACAGAGUUUUCAUUAUUUGUAUGCUUCAUGCCCAAUUAUACUGCAGUAUUGUAAUUAAUUGAUAUCUUUUAUUUCUAUAAAUUGGCACUAUUUUGUCAUUCCCUAUU